AUGUUGGAAGUGAUACUGCAAUUUUCUCUGGAGCUUCUUGUCCGGAUUCCUUCAAGGUAUACAGUGUUCUGUUGUGUUAUAGAAGAAGCAAAAUCUGGGUCUGAGAAUGUCAAGAAAGGCCCUGCAACUUGUUUCAGGUCUAAGAAAUACGAGCCAGGGAGGGACCGCGGCGGCGAGAGUGAAAGAGGAAACUGCAGAAGAGGAAGCUCUGCCGCCGCAGCCAGUCUGGAGGACAUCAAGAAAAUUUUCGAGUUCAAGGAGACCCUCGGAACUGGGGCAUUUUCUGAAGUGGUUUUAGCCGAAGAGAAAGCAACUGGAAAGCUCUUUGCGGUGAAGUGCAUUCCUAAGAAGGCGCUGAAGGGCAAAGAAAGCAGCAUAGAGAAUGAGAUAGCCGUGCUCAGAAAGAUUAAGCAUGAAAAUAUUGUUGCCCUGGAAGACAUUUAUGAAAGCCCAAAUCACUUGUACUUGGUCAUGCAACUUGUGUCCGGUGGAGAGUUGUUUGAUCGAAUAGUGGAGAAGGGAUUUUACACAGAGAAAGAUGCUAGCACUCUGAUCCGCCAGGUCUUGGAUGCUGUCUACUAUCUCCAUAGAAUGGGCAUCGUCCACAGGGACCUCAAGCCUGAAAAUCUCUUGUACUACAGUCAAGAUGAGGAGUCCAAAAUAAUGAUCAGUGACUUUGGAUUGUCAAAGAUGGAGGGCAAAGGAGACGUGAUGUCCACGGCCUGUGGGACCCCCGGCUAUGUUGCUCCCGAGGUCCUCGCCCAGAAACCUUACAGCAAAGCUGUUGACUGCUGGUCCAUCGGGGUGAUUGCCUAUAUCUUGCUCUGUGGCUACCCUCCCUUUUAUGAUGAAAAUGACUCCAAGCUCUUUGAACAGAUCCUCAAGGCAGAGUAUGAGUUCGACUCCCCCUACUGGGAUGACAUCUCUGACUCUGCAAAAGACUUCAUUCGGAAUCUGAUGGAGAAAGAUCCAAACAAAAGAUACACAUGUGAGCAGGCAGCUCGGCACCCAUGGAUCGCAGGGGACACGGCCCUCAACAAGAACAUCCACGAGUCCGUCAGUGCCCAGAUCCGGAAGAACUUCGCCAAGAGCAAAUGGAGACAAGCGUUUAAUGCCACCGCCGUUGUGAGGCAUAUGAGAAGACUCCAUCUUGGCAGCAGCCUGGACAGUUCAAAUGCAGGCAGCCUCAGCUUGGCCGGCCAAAAUGAUUGUCUGGCACCCUCCACGCUCUGUAGUUUCAUUUCCUCUUCAUCAGGGGUCCCUGGAGUGGGAGCCGAGCGGAGACCGAGGCCCACCACUGUGACGACUGUGCACUCUGGAAGCAAGUGACUGGCUCUGGAUGUGGGGCCCAGGGGCGAGGCCUCGGGCAGAGCCAGGGAAGGGGUCCCCAGGGCCACCAGUGCCACCAGCCACCCCAGAGUGACCCCACCUUGCAUGGUGCGCCUACCUGCACAGGACUGGAAGACAGAAGUUUUUUAUGGCCAUAUUUUAUACUGCAAUUCUGAAGUGUUCAUUUCUCACAAACUGUACUGACUCAAGGGAGCUGAUUUAACAGGACCUGGUGCUGUAUAUAUGAAUCUUGCAAAGCUCUAAUGGAUGGACUCUCUUUGUCCUCUCCCCAACUUUCAUCAUUUCUGCUCUUCUCACUAUAGGUAACCGUCUAUGUUGUAUUUUUCAUUAAUGACAUAAAAGGUUUCAACUGGAUUAUUUAAGUAUUGGUAAAUAUUGUGCAUUAGGGUUUUUUUUCCUUUUAAGAUAUAUGUCCUUGCAAUCUAUACUUAGUUACAUGACCUAUAUCGUUUGCUUGUUGGUAGUGAAGUUUUAUGUUAACCAUUAGGAGAUUUUUUUUCCCCUCCAAGGCGAAUUUCAAGGGAUUUUUAAAAUUUAUAAGAAGAGGAUCAAGAAUCUGUCUCCAAAGUGAAGAGUGCACUUUACUUCUCCUCCUUCUCUCUGUCCUUCCCUGGACAGCUGAGCAGCGCCGCGGGGCUGGCUUCUCCGGCCACUUGGGGAAGGCCCUGCAGAUCCCUUUCCUGGCGGCUCCUCCAGCAAACCCCCGCCAACCAGAGACACUAGUGGCCUCGUGCCCCCAGCGCUCAGACAGUAAGAAGGCUGCUCCCCUGAGACUGAAACUUUAGAGGCGAGACUUGCUGUGAAGGAGAUGCCCACCCAGCAGAUGGUUAAGGACCUUUCUCACAAAAGGAACAAGAUGCCAUUUUGUUUAAAGUGAACUUUCCACGCUGCUCUCAUUUCUCAUGGGGGUAAUGCCUGGAAGCUCUGCUCUCAGCUAUGCAGUUUUCAAACUAAUCGCUCUUUCUCUCUUUUUUAAAAAAAUGCAUUUCUAAUCUUACACUUACAAUGACCUCCAACUCACAUAAGUUGUUUCGCACAUUUUUACCCUGUUCUUUAUGAAUAUUACCUGGAGGAGGGGAGGGCAGUGGCUUUGGAAAAGAAUUUAUCUGGGGUGGUAAAGAGAGGUGAACUGCCAAGCAAGCAGGACACAGCUGCAGUGAUGGCCAGAGACGGUCCAGCCAGGCUCAGCUGGCACUGAAGCUGUCCCUCUGACCAGGGCUGUCUGAAAACCAAAGACCUGUGAUGGGGGUGGGGGACUGAAGGAUUUCCCAGGGUGUAGGACUUGCAGAGCUAUAACUGGCAAUGACCCUGGCAAACUGGGCCAUGUCAUUCACCCACGUGGUGGACGGGUGUGCAAGAUAAAGCAAGCACAGGGUGAAAUCCAGGGCAAACCGCUUUUCAAGGAGACUUCAAGGAUGCUGUCUUGUAGAGGCAAGCAGGUGGCUCCAAAUGCCAGCUUUGCAAAAGCCCUCCCUCGAUGGUCAGGCAACGCCAUGAGUCUGCAUUCUGCACAGACAGCUUAAGCUCAUCGUGUGUCCCUGUAGGUCUGCUGAUGGUCCAACGACUUUCCUAGCUGUUGUCCUCAAGCUCUGCUCCUGCUAUUGGCCAGACUUGGCAGGUCCUGUUGGUCAAACCAUCUUCAUCACUUCCACAACCUUGCCUAUGUCCAGGCCAAAUGUUUAGCAAUAGCCUCCCCAACACACACACACACACAGACACACACACACACACAUGCACGCACGCAUGCACGCACGCACGCACGCACACACACAGUAUUCGAUUUAGAGCUCCAUUCUGCCUCCUUUAGGAUGGCAGAGCAGGUAUGCAUAAGAGCAGCUGGAAAGACAGGCAGCUGGUCUACCCUGUUUUCAUAUACCUCAUAGGCACUCAGCCCCUGGGCAGGAAUCCCAUUUGGCAUCUGUCACACAUGCAACCAGAGUAAAAUCAGACUAUCACUCUUCAAAAUCUGUAAAAAGCCUGGAAAACAACAAAAUGACAACAGAGCCAGUUAAGAAAUAAGUGUCAACUGAGUGAGAUAUGCAGCCACCCAAAUUGAUGCAUUUGCCCAAGUUGUUGCCAGUUAGCACUGUGAGUCCUCACCUUCAGAAGGGCGAUAGCAUGAGUCUUGUAAAGAGAAUCUGAGGAAACGGAGGCAUCUCUCCAGGAGGCUUGGUAGGAUGUUGCUUAUUAAUAAGCGUAAUGGAACAUUUAAGUUUCUACAGUGUAAGAAAACAAUCAGCAUCAUAGGGAGUGAAAAUUUGCCUAAAGUUUUGAAUCCUUGUGUCCACUGUCCCCUGCAGGUCUGGCACCCUCCACGCCAUGCCGGCUCAUAGCGUAGUGUCCUAGGAACUGAGCAGUCAGGCUUGGAGCAAAAGAAGACAAUUUUGGUUAAACAGGCCUGGCGCUGGCACUUAGAAAGCAAAUUCUGUUAUUGGUGAUUACAUUGUUUUCUGGAGCUAAUGUGUGGGGUGCAUGUGUAUUCAAUUAGCUUGAAAGUAUGUCUUACCUGAGAAGUGUGGAGCAGCUGAAAGAUGGGCCCUGCUGCAGCUGUCCUCCUGUGGUUUGGGUCAGCUCUCGGCCACGCUGGCCUGUAAUAGUCAGGUCUCAGUCAAUACAGUGCAGGGGACGGGGACUGGUUUUAGCCCAAAGCUUGACCUUGACAUCAGGCAAGUCCGUACUGUCUCAAUGCCACCAGACUUGGGUAAUUUCCUGUUGUUUUAUGAAGAGGAGAAAGUAACUACCAUGUGGAAGAACUAUUGGUCUUUUGAGAGAGCCUGAGUGGCCAAAGGCUAGCGGUUCUUCAGCUGUAUUUGGGAUUGUUUAUGCUUCGUCACAACACAGGAAGAGAACCCGGAAUGUGCCUUUUGUUAAGACCUGCCGAGUAGGUGGCAGAGUCAGAUUUCACCAAGAGUAGCUGAGCAUUUCCUAUGUGCACUGGCUGGUACUCGCCCGGGAGCCAGUGUGUGUGGUGAGGCUAAGGGUGGACCUCUGGCCCCAUCACAGGCUGCCUUCCAUUUGGUCUCCUCACCUUCUUAGAGCAAGUGGAUUUCUUCUCACCUGAACAUUACAUUUGAAAUAGUGUCCUUGAGUGAUUUUUCCCUUAACUGCCUGUCUGUGCCUCCCUCGCUUUCCUGGCCUUCAUCUCACUGUUGAGACCAUAGAGAAGCUAGCAUGUGCCUGAAACAGCGAGCACCUGCUCACUCGCAGGUCACAGGCAGACCUGCAGCGUAUCCCUCCUAACCAGGUCUCUGGGGUCCGGACUGCUCACUGUGCUCCCUCAGCGAGCACACAGGGCUGGGCGUCGGGUUGGCAUGAGGCAGAGGCAGCUGGAGCUGAGAGGGGCAGGGCCUACCCACAUGAAGUGCGCACAAACCACAAACGCUCUUGAGAAAAGAUGCCAGAUGGAGCAAUAGCAGUGCCAGGGCUGCUCAUGGCAGUUUCACCACCUCCUGCUGCCCUUGGCUCCGCAGGAGAAUAGAAAGGAUUGUCCCCUUCAUGUUCCCUUAAAGAAAACUAUGCAGCGUGCCCUAAGGGCAGGCAUGGCUCUGCGUUCUUGACUAUGGCAGUGGUUCCAGUCACUUCUGAAAUCUCACCCCAAGAAUGGAGCAGCGCACACACACACACACACACACACACACACACACACACACACGGGCUUGACCUUUGACAGGAUCCCACUCUCCAGGAGCUCUUAACGUAGUGUCCUAGGAACUAGGCAGUCCGGCUUGGAGCAAAAGAAGACACCUUCGGCCCAAUAGUCCAGGCGCUGGCACUUAGGAAGGAUGAGCCAUCUGAUGGAAGGGAUUAGACUCAGUUUACCUGUCCAGCACUAAUCCCAUCCUGUUCACUUGUCUACCUUGGUGUCCAGCAGGUCCUGGAUGGAUUGUGGGAGGGAGAGGGGGACUCCCCUUUAGAAUGAAGGCCAAGGACACCAGAGACAAAGAAAGAAAGCCCAAGGGACCCUCCUGAAAGGAGGCUGACCCUCUCUCUCAGGAGUAGCAGCUCAAUCUGAUUAACCCACUGGGGUUCGUGAGGUUUGACAUUUCAUGAGCAGUUUUGAACAGAAAGGAAAAACCGUGUCCCAGUGGAGACAACUCAGUAUUGUUAAGGCUUUGCACUAUGGCUCUGUUACCCACCUAAGCCUUGACCACUACCGAUUUCACACUAGGGAAGCCAUACAGAACCAUCGUCAUCGCUCCAGGGCUGGAGACAGGAGCGCUGGGCCACGCCUUUGCGAUCUUGCCAGCAACCGCCCUACUUUAUGGGACUUCACAGCGCACUGCGGGGUUCCUUUGGAAAUGAGAAAGGGAAGCAAGAGCUGGCAAAGGGCAGCUCCUCCGCUUCCCCGAAGAGAAAUGAGACGCACUCUUUCCCAGGGCCGCACAGUCACUUCUGGCAAACGAAACCAAGGUCCUCUGAUAACCAGUGCACGGAGCCUCUGCACGUCCCCGAAGCAAUGCCACGCCCCGUUCUGUCUGCUCACACUCGCAGUUUGCCUUUUCCUCAACACAUUCCAGACCAAACACUGUCUAGUUUGUCUCCAAAAUAAAUGUGUAGGAACCCACCAUGCUUUUGGGGGCACCUGAUCCUACUUGGGAGCUUCAAGUGUACCUGACAUUUGCCAAAAAAUGUGUUCCAAUCCUUUGGUUUUCAGAAUUGAAAAUGUUAAGAUAGAAAUGGUGAACAGGGCAAACAGAUUCCUAAAAGGAGGGACACUUAUUUCCUGAACAUGCAAGAAAACUAGUCUGUAGAUGAGUUCGCUACUGUGAACAGCAGACAGGGAGGAGAAAGAGGAAGGUAGUGGCCCACAGCCCCUUCCGGCCCAAACCUUCAUUGUGGUCCCCGUGCCUCAUGAUCUGCCACCAGGAGUGGGCACAGUGGCCUCGCCCCACUGUGAGGACGGCCCUGCAUGCCAGCCAAGGCCUGGCCCACCACCUGCAGCGGGAGCAGCUCAGCUUGGGGCUCUGGGGCCCCACUUCUACUAACCCAAAGGCUGUGCAUUUGGCAGCCAAACCCACAGCAUGAGGCUGCCACGUCUGACUUUGUGGACAAAGCGUGGAAUGGCUUAUUUGUAUCUUUCUACACCAAAGGGACAAACUGUUGCAUUCAUUCUUUGUACUAAAGCCGCUUCUGCAUUUGCUAUAUCUGUUUUUAACCCUUUGGUCUCCAGGGAACUUCUACGAUGAUUAUGUAUUCUGCUUAUUUACUGAAUUAUUUUAGUUAGAGGUGAUUUUAUUUUCUUAUGGACAGGAAAAAAGAAAACAAGAGGAGUGUUUGAGGUUUCAGUCACAGCGGUAAGAUGUCACCAGGAGCUCAAAAGCCCCAAACACCAGAUAAAUUACUUCUCAAAGGAAAACUUUAACCUGGACAGACAGGUUCCUGGCCCUCAUGGCAGGCCUGCACUUUGGGGAACUGGGUGCUGGGACAGAGGAUGGGGGAGAGAGAGACAGAGACAGAGAGGGAGGUUUGUACUCUCCUUCCCAGGGCAUUUGGCCUCAGAAUGGAGUGAAAUGCUGUCCAAAUGGCAACAGAAAUGGUUAGUUUUCAAAGGCGGGGCCACAUGUUUCAGAGAGCAUUUAUCUCAGUCCCACGCUCAGGUUGGAAAACAUAACAUGUACAUUCUGUCCAGAAUCGAAUUUGGGACAAUUUUUCAAUUGGCUUUAGUCAUUACACACGCCCUUCUUGCAGCUCUCUCAGCACUGAGCAUGUUUUCCAAAAGGAAUGUCCCCAUGUCUAUUAUUACCAGGCCUGCAACUGGUUCCAUUUUCCCAUGAAAACAUCCUUGUCCAAAAGAAGGGAAACUGUGCAUUUAUUCCAUGCAUGUAAUAAACUCUGCAAGAAGUUUAGCCCUCAUAGGUUUGCGGCUCUGCAAAAUUGUGAAUGGGCAAUGUAGCAAAUGAUGUUCUGCCUUGACAAUCAUGUACACAUAUCAAGAUUUCUGUCAUAAUGAUAAUGAGACUGAUGGCUUCUUGUUUUCCUCCAAUAAAGACAGUUUAAUCACCUUCA
Messenger RNA from Myotis brandtii (Brandt's bat), 7356 nucleotides. It is a transcript of the gene CAMK1D, whose product is annotated as calcium/calmodulin-dependent protein kinase ID. Bases 1 to 1329 code for a protein of 442 amino acids. The transcript has 13 exons. Gene Ontology annotation, cellular component: intracellular anatomical structure. The record is from RefSeq and is a predicted model, not a curated record. Gene Ontology annotation, biological process: peptidyl-serine phosphorylation. NCBI's taxonomy places the organism in Eukaryota, Metazoa, Chordata, Mammalia, Chiroptera, Vespertilionidae. Gene Ontology annotation, molecular function: calcium/calmodulin-dependent protein kinase activity; ATP binding; calmodulin binding.